Molecule: messenger RNA, 267 nt
Organism: Sparassis crispa
Lineage: Eukaryota; Fungi; Basidiomycota; Agaricomycetes; Polyporales; Sparassidaceae
Exons: 1
Coding region: 1-267 (88 amino acids)
Source: RefSeq, a predicted model, not a curated record
AUGGCGCUCUUCCAAUGGCGCGAUGAAAUCACAGUGAAAAAGUUCACAGAGUCCGCGUUCACGAACUUUGGUGGUAACCUCUUCCUUCCGACUACAAUUGUGCAGCGCAUUGUAGAUUGUGCACAUGCCGGUAAGCUUACCUCGCUCGAGCAGCUGAAGAAAGAGGUUGCAUGGAGGAAGGAUUGGAUGGAUGAGUACGGCAAACCAAUACUUGAGAUCGUGCGUUUAUCGCAUCCGCUACAUCAGGAAAACCCCACUUUUUCUUAA